AUGCCCUUAUUUGAAACUGUCUUGGAUUUCUUUUAUGCUUGUGGGCGACAACGUCUCCCACUAAGAUCUACCUUGGAUCUCUCAGCUGACCCCUCUUCUCCAGAGUUGCGACGUCGAGGUCAGCUGAAUCUGUGGGUUCAGGUUGCAGCCAUCCGUCUGAGUUCCGCCUCCUGUCAACAACUUCUAGUUCCCUCAUCUCCCGAAUCACCUUCGCCUUCAACAGACAAAAAGCGCCUGUCACCAUCGUUAAAAUCUUCCAAGCAGCACAAUACAAAACUGGACGAAACUUGUAAUGCUGUAAAAAAUCUACUGGAAACAUCCAACGGUGCCUACUUUUGGAUAGAUCUCAAGAGUUCCUUUUACUCACUCCCUCCGCCAACUUCCGAAGUUACAACAACAUCGCCUCCCAAGAUCUCAGCCAAAGAAUUUCUCCCUGAGGUGGUGAAACCAAAUGCAAAGGCCAGCGCCUUGCAACGGAUCCUCUCCUGCUUUUGCUGUGGAUUCAGUCGACGUCCAAAUGUGUCCUCUGAGAAGAGUAUAGUUAGUCCUCGUGGUUCAGAGGAUUUUAACUCCACACCCGCAGUACAGAAUCAAGAAUCUCUUAUUUCCCCUGACGUUACAUCUCAGCCAACUCCUUCUGAAGACUUGGAAGCAAUCAGAGCUCGUGAACAAGCUCUUAGAUUGGCGAAGCUGGCAAUCCUUGAUGCGAAGUCUAAUGAGUUCUACGUAGCCCUUGCUAAUCCUUUAAGUGAUGCUCUGGUAAAGUUCCUUGAACAAACUCUUGGAGUACUUGUCCUUGGGGCGAGAGUGGAUUCCCACUGUCCUGACAACUGCUUACCCGAGUCUCUACUUCAAGCAUCCUCACCUGCAGCUGCUGUAUCGAUUGUUGCAACUACGACCGAAGUUCUUGGACGGCUCAACGAUGCCGUGACUUUGACACCACAAUUAAAUACUCCUGAUCUUCCACCGGCUAGUAGCCUCUCUUCCGCUUUGGAAGGAAUCUUCCAACACGAGAGUGGGUUUCUAGAGAAGAUUGAUGUAAAAGACAUUCGUUUGAGCGUAGCUCUUCAAGCUGAUGAGGUAAAGUUAGCAGCGAGUGAACUGGAGGAAUGA
Molecule: messenger RNA, 1113 nt
Organism: Rodentolepis nana
Lineage: Eukaryota; Metazoa; Platyhelminthes; Cestoda; Cyclophyllidea; Hymenolepididae
Source: the annotation of a GenBank genome assembly